Pochonia chlamydosporia 170 is the source of this 1914-nucleotide messenger RNA. RefSeq names its product dihydrofolate synthetase Fol3. NCBI's taxonomy places the organism in Eukaryota, Fungi, Ascomycota, Sordariomycetes, Hypocreales, Clavicipitaceae. Bases 1 to 1914 code for a protein of 637 amino acids. The record is from RefSeq and is a predicted model, not a curated record. Gene Ontology annotation, cellular component: mitochondrion; cytosol; cytoplasm. The transcript has a single exon. Gene Ontology annotation, molecular function: ATP binding; dihydrofolate synthase activity; tetrahydrofolylpolyglutamate synthase activity. Gene Ontology annotation, biological process: folic acid-containing compound biosynthetic process.
AUGCCGGCUGCAAAGGACAUUCAAAGAGCCUUAGCUCGCAUCAGAGCCGCCAUGCCCGCCCAAAAGAAGACGGCCAUAGGGCAUCGCAACAUUAAGCUGGGACUGGAGCGCAUCAGUCGCGUCGUUCCUGAUGAGCAAAAAUGGAUUGGAGUUCAUGUCGGUGGCACCAAUGGCAAAGGAUCAAUAUGUGCUUUGCUGGCGGGCAUGUUCAAGCUGUCCGGUCUUAGCCACGGUACCUAUAUAUCACCGGCCUUACCUGAGCGUCACAAUGGCAUUACCAUCAACGGCUUGUACAUAAACAAGCGCAUGUACGAAAUGGAGAUUCAACACGUGGAGGAGGCGUACAAACGAAUUGCCUCUGGCUGGACUUUUGCCGGGGACGUCGGCCUAGGUGACCUGACACCCUUUGAGCUGGAAACCGCCGCAGCUUUUCGAGUCUUCAACAAAAUGAACGUGCAGUAUGGCAUAGUCGAGGUUGGCAUGGGUGGUGCAACAGAUGCCACGAAUGCGAUGAAGGAGAAAGCCGUCACAGUCAUCUCCAAGAUUGACCUCGACCACCAAGAGUAUCUGGGCAACACUAUUGAGGAAAUCGCAAAAGUCAAGGCCGGAAUCAUGCGACCCGGAGUCCCGUGUAUUGUCGAUCAUACCAACCCUGCCUCCGUCAUGGAUGUUCUUCGAGAUCACGCCCAAUCAGUGGGAACGCAAGUGAGCCUAUCAUCCAAGGCUUUGCCAUUAAUAGAGGAUCUCGACCAGGACAGAUUCAAACUUCAAGACUACGAGCAGCAAAAUUUGCUUUGCGCGACUUUGGCUUUCCGGAACUUGUUCCCAAAUCUCUCAAUCGAUGUCAACAAGCUACUAUCACUGAAACCUCAACUACCUGGGCGAAUGGAGCAAGUCAAUGUGUCGGGACUGACCAGCGGCACUCGCCAAAAGUCAAUACUAGUUGACGGUGCCCACAACAUGCUAGGAGUAGAGGCACUGGCGAAAUACGUGGACGGCAAUCUACGGGCCACCAGCGAGCCAGUAUCCUGGGUAAUUGGACUAUCGUCGAGCAAGUCGAAGCCGUUCUCAAAAAUCAUCGAGACCUUGAUUCGUCCGCAGGAUAACCUCGCAUUCGUCGAGUACACCCCAGGACCCAACGAUCCACCCCCUGCACCAGCCGAACUUGGCCGUGACGUAGCCGCACAAGUUAUCAAAGACGAGUCUCGUCUCUACGGCGGUGAGCCCACUAUCGGAGAAGGAGUGCAAUGGGCAUGCGGCAAAGCGGGCGAAGGACCAGUUGUCGUAACAGGAAGCCUCUACAUGAUCCGAGAGUUCUACCAAACGCAAGGAGUAGAACCAAGCAGGAAGAUCAAGACGAGGCGGCCAGGUCGGUCGCAACUCUGGCGCUAUAUCCGGUUGUCUCAAGAAAGACCGCUGACAUCUGAAGAGGCUAGGGAGUUCAAGCAAGCCAGAAGACACUGGCACCUCUCUCCCAUGAAAAGCUCUGUCUUCCGAGACGUGCGCGGCGGCGGCAGCCCAGCACCGCCGUCGACAUCAGAAAACGUCCGAAAACUCCAACAAACCGCCGCUCACCACAAAAACCAAGCCGACGGAUAUGGCAAAGCCAUUCGCAGCAUAAAGAAAGACCUCGAGGGGCGCGAGAACGACGAGCUCUCCAAGAACUUGCAGCAUCUUGAGAAGCAGCAGCAGGAGCAUUUAAGUGCGUACAACAGCGCCAUGUACAAAGUACGAGGCCAUGUUGUCGAUCCCGAUAAGAAGCACAUCAGUCACGAGGAUAUCUUUGGACGGCCUGAGAAAAGAAAGACGAGGAUUACUGCCCUCCUCCCCGAAGAAGAUGCUACACAAGAUGAACAGCCUCCGCCGUCAAGGUGGCUACCGUCCGAGACGCAGCCAAAAAAGGGUGGCAGAUAG